Molecule: messenger RNA, 1591 nt
Organism: Medioppia subpectinata
Lineage: Eukaryota; Metazoa; Arthropoda; Arachnida; Sarcoptiformes; Oppiidae
Source: the annotation of a GenBank genome assembly
UGAAAGGUUUGAGUGAAUGGUUUGUAUGGUUUGUAUGGUUUGUAUGGUUUGUAUGGUUUGUAUGGUUUGUAUGGGUUUUGUGUUCAAACAAAUGUCAACAAAAACCUAUGAAUCCAUUCAGACAUCAACUCCUCAUUAAGACAUCACUUGAUUAUUGUCUUCAAUUCAUUCAUAAGUAUAUCGAUUGUAAUCCCAGUGAUUGUGUCCGCACUCAACACUUGGCCACCAUUUAGUGAUUGUGUGAUCAGUGAUUGACAAUUAGGCCGCAAAUCAUUGCCCGCAUCACUGAACGGAUCAAUUGGUGGACAAUAUGUCUUCUCAGCAUAAGUCAGGAGGUCGUGGGGAAGAGGUAGUGGUGAUCGCCAAAUACGACUACACGGCUCAGGGGUCGCAGGAGUUGGACCUGAAGAAAGGGGACAGACUGUCACUACUGGACGAUAGCAAGCAUUGGUGGAAAGUAUUGAAUGGUCGGAAUCAGUCGGGAUUCGUUCCCUCCAAUUAUGUCAAACGGGAAAAGCCGUCCAUUUUUGACAGCAUUCGCAAACGCGUCCGCAAGAAGACUGAUUCGCACCGCCAUAACAGUCCCCUCGCGUCGCCCAUUGCCACCAAAGCCGUCGACAUCAACAUCACGUCAUCCCCGGGUAAUAGUCUUCCGCGUCCGGACAUGAGUGCCAACAGAGGGAUCAACUCUAAUGAAGGCUCCGCUUCGACCACGAGUUACCUGAAGAUUACAGCAUAUGUUAAAUACAAUUACGAAUCGCAACAAUCGGAUGAGUUAUCUCUAGUCAAGGGCUCCAAAGUGACGGUUAUGGAGAAGUCGUCCGACGGCUGGUGGAGGGGAGAACUUAACGGAGCCGUCGGUUGGUUUCCAUCCAAUUAUGUCUACGAAGAGAGCACUGAUUCAGUGAACAAUGGUUUGGAUCAACAAAACCAAAUGCUUUCAAAGAAUUCAAAAUUAGUUAAUGAAAUGAAUAUCGAAAGCAAUCGAAACAAAGUGCCGGUAAUGGCCAGCAAUGGCAGCACGUCUUCAAACGCCAAUUGUAUACUCGAUUUUGUGGUCGCUUUGUAUUCAUUUCAAUCUCAAAAUGAAGAGGAACUCAGUUUCCAGAAGAGUGAGAGGCUUGAGAUCAUAGAGAGACCGGCCAACGACCCCGACUGGUGGAAGGCCCGCAACCAACACGGAGAGCUCGGUCUCGUCCCCAAGAAUUACGUUCAAGUGGUUAAUGACAACUUCGACGACGGCUUGGAUUCAUUCAACUUAAUGUCUGUUCAAAAAGAGAUGCCAAAAGUGUCUGCGGGACUCAGUUCACCACAGAUUCAGUCAAAAACUAGAGUCCCAUUAGUGGCCAAAAUGGAUGUCAACGAAAAGAUGUGGUAUUUUGGAACCAUAUCUCGCGGACAAUGCGAUCAUAUGCUCAACGAAUUGGCAGAAGACGGAGAUUUCCUCAUCAGAGACAGCGAAACCAAUCCUGUCGCUUCCAAACCGAGUAAUCUUCUCGAGUAUCUUGACUAUAAGAAGGCACCCAUUUAUACGAGUCCUAAGGGAGACAAAAUGUUUUUAAUUAAACCCUUCGCCAGACCUCAACACUAA